UCGACGCUAUCUGUUAUCUGUAGAUCGCCUGUUUGCUGCUAACAGCUGAAGUUAUUGCCAUGUAGCAUAGUGCUAGCUAGUGAGUUACAUCUAACACGCUUUUGCAUCUACUUCUGUCGUUUUUUUUUUGCGGUGUAAAGUCUGUUUUUAAAAUGUUGAGUUCUACAUGGAAUUUCAUCAAACGCCAUAAGAGGAAAUUCAUCUUCACUGGGGUUUUUGUUGGAGGUGUCUAUCUACUUGGUAAAUAUGCACAAAGAAAAAUGCAGGAGAUGCAGGAGCGAGAGGCAGCUGAAUACAUUGCUCAAGCUCGGAGACAGUUUCAUUUUGAAAGCAACCAGAGGACGUGUAACAUGACGGUGUUAUCAAUGCUCCCCACUCUCCGAGAGGCAAUCAUACAUCACCUGAACUCAGAGAGCCUCACCGCUUUGCUGAAGACUAA
Messenger RNA from Sinocyclocheilus grahami, 439 nucleotides. RefSeq names its product peroxisomal biogenesis factor 3-like. Gene Ontology annotation, biological process: protein import into peroxisome membrane. The annotation marks the transcript as partial. Gene Ontology annotation, cellular component: peroxisomal membrane. The transcript is spliced from 3 exons. Gene Ontology annotation, molecular function: protein-macromolecule adaptor activity. Lineage: Eukaryota; Metazoa; Chordata; Actinopteri; Cypriniformes; Cyprinidae. The record is from RefSeq and is a predicted model, not a curated record.